AGUUAUUUAGUCUGUGAAUUCCUGUAUUCGCGAAAAUGUGAAAUGUAUAAAGUGGAAACUAUUUCAAUGAAGUUAGAUUAGUGUGCUAAAAAUAAAAUGAGAGUAUAGUUAAUCUGAAGGGGUGUGCAGUUGAUAAUUGUUGUGUAUUCAUUGCGAUAGUCACGAGAUGCGACAUUAUAUGGGAUAUAAAUACAUACCGUCUAACAAAGGAUCGUGAGUGAACUAGUGAAAAUAAAUCAAUUGUUUCUUCUAUCAGCGAGAGAACUGAAAUAACAAAUUUUUAAAUUUCGUUAUUACAAUAUUCGCGAAUUUUGUAUGGAGAACAACAAAACAAACAAAUUACAAACUGUAUUCUAUGAUAUACAGCUUGAAGGUUAUAAGAUGAGUCAGUUCGUUAUUGUUAUUUAGGUUAGAAAAGUAUAAUUCAUCAAAGAUGAUUAUUAAAGGUGUAAAUCACUCAGUUGCUAAGGAAAGUGCUGAGAAAUCAAAUUCUUCAAAAAACAAUCUUUUAACAGAAUUUUCGAUGACUGAUUCACUAAUUGAUGGUACAGAUGAACAGAAGAAACGAUAUUUAGUAAAAGAUACAGGAUUGAAUUCAUAUUUAAGAUAUGUAUUGCCAUGUGAUCUUAUCAGAUUGACAUUGUCUAUUAUUUUGUGUUGUGCUUUUCUAUUGUUUAUCACAAAGACUAAAUAUAUUCUUAUUGAGAAGUAUAGCAUAGACAUAAAUUCUGUUGAUGAUAAUGGAACUGUCUUAGAAGCAGGAUUCAUGUCAAUCGAUGUUUCUAAUACCAUGUUUGGUGAACAAGGAUAUCAAUAUGAUAUAUCGUAUGUGGAGGAAGUAUUUAAAACAUCUAAAACUGUACAGCAAUGUCAAAAUAUUCCAGAAUAUUUACGUUUUAAUUGUCAUCCUGAAAAUGGUGCAUCAGAAUCAUCAUGUUUAGGCAGAGGUUGUUGCUGGAAUCCACAACAAAGCCAAAUAUCGACUGUUAAACGUGAUCCUUUGAGCUUUCCAUACUGUUAUUAUCCGAGGGGUUGGAGUUUAUACGAGUACAAAAAUUACACUCAAAUUGAGAAUGAUUUCUAUGGAAUUCUUCAGUUAAAAGGAAAUUCUUUUUAUAAAAAAGAUCUAGCUCUGCUUAAAGUGGAAGCUAGCACAGUAGAUGACUCGAUUUUACGUAUAAAAAUAAGCGAUUCGUUGAAAAAUCGAUAUGAACCACCGUGGCCAAUCAGAACUAAUCACAAACCAUUUACAAAACAAAACAUUGAUACAAAAUAUACACUAGACAUCGAUAAAAUCAAGCCUGGAUUCAGAGUAAGAAGAAACUCUGACAAUACAGUGCUAUUUGACACGAUCGACGUCGGAGGUUUCAUAUUUGCAGAUCAAUUUUUACAAAUGAGUGCUCUUUUGCCAACACAUAACAUUUAUGGUAUUGGCGAACACAGAUCGAGUUUAAAAUUGAACACAUACUGGCAGAUUUUUACAUUGUUCAACAAGGAUCAGCCUCCAUCGGAAAAUGCAAAUUUAUAUGGAUCUCACCCUUUUUAUUUGAUGGUUGAAAAUUCUGGGAGAGCUCACGGAGUUUUGAUGCUGAACAGUAACGCUAUGGAUAUAAUAUUACAACCAUCGCCUGGAAUUACUUUUCGAACAAUCGGUGGUAUUUUCGACAUAUAUUUCUUUCUGGGACCGAGUCCAGCGGAUGUAAUAAGACAAUAUUCAGAAAUAGUGGGAAAACCAUUUAUGCCUCCAUAUUGGUCAUUAGGUUUUCACUUAUGCAGGUAUGGUUACGGAAGUUUAGAAGGAACAAAGAAAGUUUGGAAUCGAACCAUCGCAGCCGGAAUUCCAUUUGAUACACAAUGGAACGAUUUGGAUUAUAUGGAAAAAAACAAUGAUUUCACAUACAACUUAGAAAAAUUCAAGGAUCUACCGAAAUUUCUGGAGGAACUUCACUCGAGGGGAAUGCAUUAUAUCCCGCUGAUCGACGCCGGUAUAUCUGCCUCGGAAGCCCAUGGAUCUUAUUUACCAUACGACGAAGGCAUAAAGAAAGGUAUAUUUGUGAAAGAUGAAGAAAGUAAACCAUUUAUCGGAAAAGUUUGGAAUUACGGUUCCACGGCAUGGCCUGAUUAUACAGAUCCCAAGACAAGCGAAUAUUUAUUGCACAUGAUGAGCAAUAUGCACGAGAAUUUUUCAUACGACGGAGCAUGGAUCGAUAUGAACGAACCAUCAAAUUUUUACGAUGGUCAUAAAAACGGAUGCUCGAAUAAUAAUUUGGAUAAUCCAGUGUAUGUACCCAACGUGAUAGGCAAUAAGCUCGCAACGAAAACACUGUGCAUGAAUGCUAAACAUUAUUUGGGAUUACACUACGAUCUUCAUAACACGUAUGGUAUAAGUCAAGCAAUAGCUACGAAUAACGCCCUGACCAAGAUUCGCAAGAAAAGACCGUUUAUUAUUUCACGAUCGACUUGGGUAGGGCAUGGGCAUUAUGCCGGCCAUUGGACUGGGGACGUAUUUUCUACAUGGCAUGAUUUGAGAAUGAGUAUUCCAGAGGUUUUGUCGUUCAGUUUCUAUCAAAUACCAAUGGUUGGUGCGGACAUUUGUGGAUUUAACUGGAACACUACGGCCUCGCUCUGUAACCGUUGGAUGCAGCUUGGCGCAUUUUAUCCUUUCUCUCGUAAUCACAAUUCCGACGACACUAUAGAACAAGAUCCAGUUGCCAUGGGUGAGUUAGUCGUACGAUCGUCGAAACGCGCCCUCGAGAUACGAUACCGACUCUUACCUUAUUUGUACACGUUGUUCUUCCGAGCGCACAAAUUUGGAGACACCGUGGCACGUCCGUUAUUUUUCGAAUUUCCGGAUGAUCCGAUCACUGUUGAUAUCGAUACACAAUUUCUAUGGGGUGCUUCUCUGAUGAUUGCUCCAGUUUUAGAGGAAAAAGAGUUGAAUGUGUCUGCUUACCUUCCGCAAGGAAUAUGGUAUGAUUACUACACAAAAGAAGAUCUAUCCAGUGAUGUCGGCCAAUGGCGCACGUUGGAUGCACCGCUCGACACCAUACCGUUAAUGAUUCGCGGAGGUUCCAUUUUACCUGCGCAGAAGCCAGCCUCCACUACAACCGCUAGCAGGAAAAACAAUUUCGAGUUGUUGGUCGCAUUGGACAAAAACCAAACUGCGAAAGGAGAAUUGUAUUGGGAUGAUGGUGACAGUUUAGACACGCUCGAGAAGGGACAAUUCGUGUGGUUAUUGUUCAGCGCAGAUGGCAACAUCCUCUCUUCCCUUAGACAGGAGAAAAAUACAUUUAUGGAGCCGAUGAUUCUCGAUCAAAUACAAAUAUGGGGUGUUGCGUCGAAUGUCACGAAUGUUCUGUUGAAUGGUCGUGAGAUGAAGUACCAGUAUAACAGUACAGAAAACAGCUUGACUACAAGCAACUUGCGGACCGAUCUGAGGAAAGAUUUCAAGCUGGAAUGGAAAUACGAUCGAUCGCACGAACCGACAAUGAUCAACGACGAUUACGUUACGGUCGUUGCAAUCGCCGACGAUAAUGCUCGUGCCACAAUCUUUUGAAUCAUCGUUCCCCGCGAGAUCACGCGAGUCCGUUUUCAUUUCUUUUCUACCAGUAUAGUAUAUCGAAACACGAGCCGUUUUUUUUACUUGCAAAUGUAUAUUCGCUAAAUCGCAUGUAUGUUUUCGUACGCGUUCAAAUAUAAAUACAUAACAUAUAAAGAAAAAACAUUUUUAUUCGAAUCACCGUUCUAUCGUACAAGAAGUACUACCGCGUAGCGUACACACUGAGCAGUACAACGCAGGACAGUAAUAUUUAUGGCACUAAUGGAAAACAAUAAAUAGAACUUUGAAUCUUUCA
Megalopta genalis is the source of this 3854-nucleotide messenger RNA. Its product is annotated as lysosomal alpha-glucosidase. Lineage: Eukaryota; Metazoa; Arthropoda; Insecta; Hymenoptera; Halictidae. Gene Ontology annotation, biological process: carbohydrate metabolic process. Gene Ontology annotation, molecular function: alpha-1,4-glucosidase activity; carbohydrate binding. The record is from RefSeq and is a predicted model, not a curated record.